AUGCGUCUCCUUGCAGCGCUUGGGUUGUUAUCAACUUUUUCGAUUGCUUUUGCUUCUCACCACACAGCCAAGCGAGCCCCGAAGGAGAAUAAUACCACCACGACCCCCGAUUACGAUUAUGUGGUGGUAGGAUCAGGCCCAGGUGGCGGUCCCCUCGCAGCCCGACUCGCUAUUGCCGGAUACAAGGUCCUUAUAUUAGACGCAGGAGAUGACCAGGGAAAUGCUACCAGGCAGAUGGUUCCUGCUCUGCAGCUUCAGUCUACCGAAUACGAGCCGAUGAGAUGGGACUAUUUUGUCAACCAUUAUUCUAACUUGACUCGUCAGGAGGAGGACUCAAAGAUGACCUACCGUACUCCCGCAGGUGAUCUGCAUGUCGGAAGCAAUGCUCCGGCCGAUUCUGAACCAUUGGGUAUCUUAUACCCCAGAGCAGGUACUCUGGGAGGUUGUUCGGCCCACAAUGCCAUGAUCACUAUUUACCCAUACGAGAAUGACUGGGAACAGUUGGCUAGCGUGACUGGUAAUGACUCCUGGUCAGCUGCCAACAUGCGCCAGUACUUUGAGAGACUGGAGCGCAACCGAUACCUCCCAAGCAGCUUAGCUGGUCAUGGGUUCGAAGGCUGGCUCACAACCAGUUUGACCGACUUGCGUCUUGUGAUUGAAGACCAAAAGCUUCUUUCUUUGAUUCUCGCUGCUGCAACUGCCGCGGGUCAAAGCUUGCUGGGCAAGCUGAUCAACACCGUGACGGGUCUGGCAGAAGUGUUGCUACGUGAUCUCAACAACCCCCUUCCUACGCGUGACUACGAUGAAGGUCCAUACCAAGUUCCUCUUGCCGUCGAUGUUCCCGAAUACAAGCGCACAGGUCCCCGGGACUUUCUUCUCAAAACUGCAAAUGCUGUGAACUCAGAUGGUUCGCGCAAGUACCAUCUCGAUAUCCAGCUAAACACUUUGGUUACGAAUGUUCGGUUCGAUAAUACUGGAUCGAAGCCCCGUGCUACCGGUGUCGACUAUCUGCUGGGCCAGAGUCUUUAUCGGGCGGAUCCUCGAGCCUCCCGGACAUCUGCCGAUGGCACUCCAGGGAGUGUGAACGCUGCCCGGGAGGUCAUUCUUGCCGCUGGAUCCUUCAACACCCCACAACUACUCAAACUCAGCGGCAUCGGUCCGAAGCAAGAGCUUUCGAAGCUUGGAAUCUCGACGCUUGUGGAUCUUCCAGGAGUUGGUUCUAACAUGCAGGACCGCUACGAGGUGGGCACGGUUGGAAAGUCGGCAACCGAUUUUGUUUUAACCUCCAAGUGUACAUUCAUGUACACCAUGCCCGAUCCCUGUUUGGACCAGUACGAGAACGACCCCAUCUUCAAAGGCACUUACACCACGAACGGAAUUGCAAUUGCAGUUAUCCGUAAAUCCUCGGCUGCCGAGGACGAGCCUGAUCUGUUGAUUUCGGGAGCGCCAGUCAACUUCCCCGGUUACUACCCCAACUACUCCUACGAGGGAUUGAAGGAUGCCCAACAUUGGACUUGGAUUACCCUGAAAGCGCGCAGCCGGAACAAUGCUGGAACGGUAGAGCUGCGAUCUGCUGAUCCUCGGGAUAUGCCAAUCAUCAACUUCAAUUCAUUCGACUCCGGAGUUACCACCGACGGUGCCGAUGAAAAGGACUUGCAGGCUAUUUACGAAGCCAUGCAGUUUUCCCGUGACAUCUUUGACGAUCUCAUUCCACUCGACGGCGGAUUCGAAGAAGUGUGGCCUGGGCCCAACAUUACUACCGAAUCCGCAAUGAAAGAUUUCAUCAAGCAGGAGGCUUGGGGUCAUCAUGCUUGCUGCACGGCUGCUAUUGGAGACGACAACGACCCCCAAGCCGUGCUGGACGCGGAUUUCCGUGUGCGCGGUGUCACUGGCCUUCGUGUGGUAGAUGCCUCCGUCUUCCCCAAAAUCCCGGGCUACUAUAUCGCUUUGCCCAUCUAUAUGAUCAGCGAGAAGGCCGCUGAAGUCAUUAUCGCUGACGCUACCUGA
Molecule: messenger RNA, 2007 nt
Organism: Penicillium olsonii
Lineage: Eukaryota; Fungi; Ascomycota; Eurotiomycetes; Eurotiales; Aspergillaceae
Source: the annotation of a GenBank genome assembly